This is a messenger RNA of Coregonus clupeaformis (lake whitefish), 2481 nucleotides long. RefSeq lists its product as uncharacterized. Lineage: Eukaryota; Metazoa; Chordata; Actinopteri; Salmoniformes; Salmonidae. Gene Ontology annotation, cellular component: plasma membrane. The record is from RefSeq and is a predicted model, not a curated record. Gene Ontology annotation, molecular function: tumor necrosis factor receptor superfamily binding. Gene Ontology annotation, biological process: positive regulation of cytotoxic T cell differentiation; positive regulation of activated T cell proliferation. The transcript has 3 exons. Bases 424 to 1101 code for a protein of 225 amino acids.
GAGCGGAGAGGGGGAGAGGGGGAGAGGGAAACCCGAACCCAUGACUUCCGCGUAUUUUCCUCUGUCUCGCAUGUCAAGCCACCCAGCCUCUCAGAGCGGUAUAAAAAGACAGCAUGGGUUAUGCUUCUGCAAUUCAUACUCCGACCAGGAACUUAAUAGCCUGUAUGCAGCCCAAUCUGGUUCGAUUUGGAUAUUAAAGAAUUGACCGGUAAACCGAAGUCAUAACGUUGUUAGCCAACGCCUGACCAAGGAUUUUACAUUUUUUUGGACCUCCUGUUAUCUUGCAGUGGACUUUAGCACAGUUCUUCUGACCCGGUUCUUCUGACCGACUCGUAAAAGGGAUAAUUCUGGAGAGCUUCUGGGAUCGCCACACACACACUUCAGUUUUCUUCUGGAACUCUGUGUGAUCACCGGGAACGUGAGAUGGAUGUGGAAUCUCAGAGGAGCGCGCGUCCCCGUGGACGGUGCCUGGACGUUUUCUUGGUCGGUUCUGUCGUUUUGCUCUUACUGACGGUGGCGACAGUUGUUGUCAUGGGAACUUUGGCUCUUGUAGAACUACGGUCGGAGAUCGCGGUUAAACCUUCUGUUGUGGACACGCACCGUUCAACCGAGACGAGCCACGUCGAGCCCAGUUCCAUGCCCGCGUACAAGAUGCAGAACUUCGCCUACCUGCAGCCCACCUCCAGCGUGCUGAUGAACAGCACAAUAUCCUGGUCCCAGGUCGACUAUGGACAGGGCUCCUCUCUCGGAGAUCUGUACACCUACGACCUUACCCGUCAUACAUUGAAAACCGCGCAGGACGGCUUCUACUUCCUGUACCUGGACCUCCAGCUCACCUGUACCGCCAAAUGUGGGCGGGGCAUCCUCGUCGUCCAGGUUGCAAGUCACGGCGAUGAAAAGCUGACCUGCCAGGUGGAGCUCCCAGAGUGGUCAGAGUCGAACCCUGUGACAACGGUAAAAAGGAAGUGCUGGAUGGUGAGAUGGCUGGACUCAGAGAGCCGGUUGAUGGGCCGUAUGGUGGUGCCGGAAGCACAGGACACACUGAAGUACUGGAAACUGGAUCUGAACGAAUCCGGAAUGGGAGUUUUCUUAGUGGGUUGAUAUGGGCCACGUUCAGUAGCUAAACUUUGUGAAAGGUUGCAGAUAGAAAUGCCACGAACAGAGCCAACGUUAUUCCUUCUUUAAGAUGUCAGAGAGGCAUAUUGUUCUACAUUGCAUAUUACUAUCUGAACGGUCCGAAACGUUGCGUCCUGCUGAACGCACCCCUGGGACGGAAGUUUGGGCUCCGCCACAGACGAAGGGAAGGAGGCGAGAAAAGGAAGCCAGCUAAGGGUACUGAGAUGCACCCUAUGUAGGAGAACUUGCAAACAGAAAGAGUGGACUUUGACCUCUGUCACUCAGGGCAUCGCCAUGGAAAUGAUUUAAACUAAACAAUGCAGGUCAAUAUAUAUGGAUAUUUAUUUAAUGUAUAUAUAUUUAAUGUAUACAUGUAUGUAUUUCUAUAUUUGUACUCAGGGUUACAAUGUGCUGUCUAUUCUUAUGUGUAGAUACCACUACAUUGGUGCUGGUGUGGAUUCUAAAUUCACUCUAAUAUUAUUUGAUAAAAUGUUGUUUUUGUAAUCGCUGUCUGUUAUGGUUGAGGGAAGAAUUGUGAAGUGGGGGGAGGGGGGCGGCAGACUUGUACCAUACACAUAUACUGUGUAUAAUCAUGGAUACAUGAUAUCAUUGAUUUGUUAUGCCUUAUUACCGUUGCUUGGCAACCACAGUAACCUCCUCAGAGUCUUCAGGAAGGGUUGUGUUCUGUUCAUGGACAACAGCAACAACAACAACAAUUGCAACAACCAUCUUGUUGUUUAAAAUGUACUUAUUUUCUUAAAGGCAGACUCAGCGAUAUGUCAUAGGUGCAGAAAGUAAACAGCAUAGUGGUUCAAUUUCCGCAAAAAACUCAACUUCUCCGCUGUUUUGGUCCCGUGGCUACCACGUUGUAACAGUGUGAAGCCAACCCGUACACAGAUACUGUGUGUGACUGCUGUGUGAGAGAGAGGAGUCGUGCAUCUCGCUCGUCUCAAAAUCUGCGGUGCUGCUCGUGGCAACGAGUCUAACUUGAAGUUUCUAUUUUCUUAACAUUGUUGUUUUCUAUGUAUGAUUUGCUGUGGUCUGUUGACCAGCCAGGCAGCCUCCACGGUACUGUACUCACUGAGUGAGAGAAUGAAUGAGCUCUGUCACAGAGCUCAGCUGGUGUGUCCCCCAAAUGGCACACUAUUCCCUAUAUAGUGCACUACUUUUGACUAGAGCCUAUAGGGUAGUAGUGCAUUAUAUAGGGAAUAGGGUGCCAUUUGGGAUGCAGUUAUGGGCUUCCAAUCCACUGUGGGUGUCCACACCUCAUGUCUGGAGGAACUAAGUGACAUCAUUACAUAUCCAUUGUGAAGGACAUGAUAUAAUUUGCACGGGUCGCUAUUGACCAAUUGAUGAAUGUAUUUA